Nicotiana tabacum (common tobacco) is the source of this 1677-nucleotide messenger RNA. Lineage: Eukaryota; Viridiplantae; Streptophyta; Magnoliopsida; Solanales; Solanaceae. The record is from RefSeq and is a predicted model, not a curated record.
UUCACUCCUUUUAAUCGCAACCUUGAUCACUCUCAGAAAGAUGCCAUCUCAAAGGCGCUUUCAUCCAAGAACGUAUUUUUGCUGCAUGGGCCUCCUGGAACUGGGAAGACAACUACUGUUGUUGAGAUUAUUUUGCAGGAAGCGAAACGUGGUUCAAAGAUCCUUGCUUGUGCUGCUUCAAAUAUUGCUGUUGAUAACAUUGUUGAGAGACUUGUUCCACACAGAGUGAAGUUGGUGAGAUUGGGACAUCCGGCACGUAUGCUCCCACAAGUAUUGGAUAGCGCUCUUGAUGCCCAGGUUCUCCGUGGUGAUAAUAGUGCUCUUGCAAAUGACAUCCGCAAGGAGAUGAAGACAUUGAAUGGAAAGUUAUUAAAAGCUAAAGAUAGAAAUGCAAAGAGGGAUAUCAGGAGGGAGCUCAAGUCUCUUUCCAAAGAAGAGCGUAAAAGGCAGCAGCUAGCAGUAACAGAUGUUCUUAAGAAUGCAGAUGUAGUCCUGACAACAUUGACUGGGGCAUUGUCAAAGAAGUUGGACGGCAUGUCAUUUGAUUUGGUUAUUAUUGAUGAAGCUGCUCAGGCAUUGGAAAUAGCAUGCUGGAUUGCUUUAUUGAAGGGAUCAAGGUGUAUAUUGGCUGGAGAUCAUCUCCAGCUUCCGCCAACCAUUCAAAGUGUAGAAGCUGAGAAGAAAGGACUGGGAAAGACACUUUUUGAACGUUUAGCAGAUUUGUACGGAGAUGAAAUCACAUCUAUGCUCACUGUUCAGUACCGCAUGCAUAAACUGAUUAUGAACUGGUCAUCUGGAGAGCUGUAUGAUAAUAAGAUUGAAGCCCAUUCAAGUGUUGCCAGUCAUAUGUUAUAUCACCUUGAGGAUGUGAAGAAAACACCUUCCACAGAAUCAACCCUUCUGCUCAUAGACAUAGCUGGGUGUGACAUGGAAGAAAAAAAGGAUGAGGAAGAUAGCACAUUGAAUGAAGGUGAAGCUGAGGUUGCCAUUGCCCAUGCAAAGAGACUAGUCGAAAGCGGAGUCCGAGCUUCUGAUAUUGGACUAAUCACUCCUUAUGCAGCACAGGUCGUUUUCUUGAAAAAGCUCAAAAGCAAUGAAGAAAAAUUAAAAGAAAUGGAGAUCUCGACUGUUGAUGGUUUCCAGGGUCGAGAAAAAGAAGCCAUUAUCAUUUCUAUGGUCCGAUCAAACUCAAAGAAAGAGGUGGGAUUUCUUAGUGACAGAAGGAGAAUGAAUGUUGCUGUGACACGAGCAAGGAGACAGUGCUGUCUUGUAUGUGAUACUGAGACAGUCAGUGGUGAUAAAUUCUUGAAGAGGUUGAUUGAGUACUUUGAGGAGCAUGGUGAAUAUUUGAGUGCUUCGGAGUAUGGAAAUGAAUAGUGUUCUGUAGUUAGAAUCAUUAUUAUUAGUUGCCUCUUUUCAGUGCUGCAAACAGUCAAAAGAGAGCUCCAGAAACCUUGCUGCUUAUAAUUUGUAGUUGUAGGUUAUAAUCCGGGAGCAGGCAAUGGGACAUGAAAUGUCUAAAUCACCUUUCUUGUAUGCUCUGUUGGCUAUGUAGGUUGAAUGCAGUAUCAUGGUUGAAAUCUCAUUUUUUAUGUGAGUCAAAUAUUGACUUGAUAUUGUACAUUCACUGAUAUAACUUUAUUGUCGGAGAAAAGUGAUGAGCAGUUUUGAGUGUUA